GUUCGAGUGAACGCAUACACAUAUUCUUGAACUACUCCUCAGCUGUUGAUGGCUUUGAUGGUCUAAAUGGCCGCUUUCGACGUCUACUUAACGCAUCCCAAACCCAAAACACAUUACUUAUAAUUCCGAUCUCUCAGACAAUAUCCGUCACUGAAAUCACAUCAAAAAUGUAAAUAAAUUAUCGAAACUUAAUAACUAUAGACUUGAGUUAAUUAGUAAUAUUAUACCCAAUAUAUUCAUAUCAUUAAAUUUAUAAUUAUUUUUGUCGAUUCUGUAACUCAAAAUUUAUAUUAUUAUAUAUAAAUACUGAUAUAUUGUAUAAGUGUAUUAAUAAUAUUAAUAAUUAGUGUAUAUAUUAAAUGAAUACAAUAUGUUUAUACUUAAGUUGUUAGAAAAUGUGUGCCAAAAUUCCUGAUAAAAUUUCAAGAAUAAUCACUAUUUCAAUAUAAAUGUGUUUUAAGAGUUUUAUUUAAAUAUUAAACAUUUAUCGACCAAAUAAACUAUAUUGCGAUCAAAAAUACAAAUCUAUUAUAAAAACAAUACAAGACAAUUGUGAAAGAGAUGGCCUAUAACUACCACCGAAGACAUAUGAAGGCACUGCAAGAGGCGUCCAAUUCUGCCUCAUAUAGUGAUGCGGACAGCAGUUCCAGUCAAACCAAUGUCUCCACCAAUCACUGCGAGGAAUGGAACCCAAACCAAAUCGUCUACAAUAAGAUGGAGCAGAUCAUAGAGAGAAUGCAAGAUGAACAAUUGGGUGUUCCCGUCCGCACUGUCAAGAGUUUUAUGUCCAAAAUUCCAAGUGUUUUCACUGGUUCAGAUCUGAUCGCAUGGAUGAUGAAGAGUCUGGAUCUGGAGGACCAAACAGAAGCGCUACAUUUGGCUAAUCUGAUGGCAUCUCACGGCUACUUCUUUCCAAUAGACGACCACGUUUUGAGAAACUCUCUCUCGUUUAGCGUUAAGUCGGACUCAACUUUCUAUAGAUUCCAAACGCCGUACUUCUGGCCGUCCAACUGCUGGGAGCCCGAGAACACGGACUAUGCCGUGUAUUUGUGCAAAAGGACCAUGCAGAAUAAGACCAGGCUCGAAUUAGCUGACUAUGAGGCCGAGAACUUGGCCCGACUUCAGAAGAUGUUCUCCAGGAAAUGGGAAUUCAUUUUCAUGCAGGCGGAGGCACAGGCCAAGUAUGACAUACACUCCAUUCACACCAUUCUUAUGCUCAUUCACUCUUCAAUCAAUUGUUUAUUUAUCUGUUUUUGCGAACAAACCGAUAGAGUGGACAAAAAGAGAGACAAAUUAGAGCGAAAAGUGCUCGACUCCCAGGAGAGGGCUUUUUGGGACGUUCACAGACCUGUGCCUGGAUGUGUGAACACGACUGAGAUUGAUAUAAAGAAAGCCUGCCGUAUGAACAAACCCGUCAAAAGCACUCGCGUUAAGAUAUCCACUGUAAGUAUUGAUUGUAUUUCUCUCAUCACAAUCGAUCACUUGGCGUGUAGUGUCGGCGGCGGUCGUGUGAGUCCAGUGAAUGAGGCGGACAAGAAUGAAGUGCUGAAGCGUGAGAUCGACUCAUUGCGACUAAGACUCGACCAUAGGAUAGGAGGCGUCAAAAUAAGUAAAGUCGCCGAAUCUUACUCAACGUUUUAUGAACAGUGGGCCGAAUACGACCCCUUCAUUACAUUACCCGAACCUAACAAAGGGAUGGCAUCAAAUCCAUGGAUAAGCGAUUCGACAGACUUCUGGGAACUGGAGAGACAAACGAAAGACGUGCCCUGUCGUCGGGUCAGGCGCUGGGCCUUCUCGCUGAAAGAGCUACUGAAAGACGGCGCCGGAAGGGAACAGUUCAUCAAAUUCUUAGAAAAGGAAUUCUCUGCUGAAAAUCUCAAAUUCUGGGAUGCGGUCCAAGAGCUUAAAUGUGUUCACAGUCGGGAUGUAUCACAUAAGGUGCAGGAGAUAUGGAAUGAAUACCUCGGAUCAGACGCAAACUGUCCCAUAAAUAUCGACUCGAAGUCGUUUGAAAUAUCGAAGAAGAAUAUGGACAGCAAUCCCAACAACCGGUGGAUCUUUGAUGAGGCGGCGGGACAUGUGUACCAACUAAUG
Messenger RNA from Medioppia subpectinata, 2094 nucleotides. The record is from the annotation of a GenBank genome assembly. NCBI's taxonomy places the organism in Eukaryota, Metazoa, Arthropoda, Arachnida, Sarcoptiformes, Oppiidae.